UUUAACAGGUAUUCUGGGACUGAUACCAGAUGCACUUGAUGGUUUGAGUUUUGCUCUGUUUAGCCCUGCCAUUUUGUGUUCUUGGCCCUUAAAGCACUCUCCAGGCCAGCAGGCGGCACUCCGCUACCACACAAGCCCUGAACGGCCCCAGAAGUACAAAGAGAAAUCCAAGAUAUUAGAGAACGAAGACGUCCAACUCAGAGUGAGGUCCUCACUUACUCGCGCUGAAAACAAACCUCAGAACUACACUUUCAGCGAAUAUAAUGCAGAUUUAUUUACGGAGACUGUGUAAAAAGUCGUUUACUAACAAAAUGAAACCGUAUCAGCCGUAUCUACCACACUUAGAGACAUUUACUCAACAUUGAGCAGCAAGAAAACGAUUCAAAGUUGUUUCGUCCGCUUGCGAAUCUCUGUAUUGAUGAGCUCUCUGAUCAAAAUGGCUGCCCACUGUUUCACUCAAGUUGCUCCAUGUUAACAGGUUAAAGUCUCUUUUUCUCCACGACGAAGAAGAUCGAAGAAAAUAGCGUUUGAUUCUUGCAGGUCAGAUGUACAAACCUGAGAGUCGAGAUGUCACUUGGAAAGACCCCAGUCAGCGUUGUGAAUUUGGGGAGGAUUGCUUACCGAAGUGCCCUACAGAUACAGCAGCAUUAUAUUAAACAACAUUUUGAUUCUUCCAGCCAGAUUCCAAACACUUUGCUACUCUGUGAGCACUAUCCUGUUUACACUAUCGGAAUUAGGCGAGCGCAGUAUCCGGCUGAAGAAGAGCAAAGACUGAAAGAUCUGGGUGCAGACUUUUUCCGCGCAAAUCGAGGUGGCCUGAUUACUUUUCAUGGACCAGGGCAGCUGGUUUGUUAUCCCAUCCUCAACCUAGGCUGCUUUAAGAAGAGCGUAAGGUGGUACGUGUGCGAGUUGGAAAGGACAGUGAUUGAGAUGUGCAGCAAGUUCAGGAUCAAAGCUUCUACCUCUCCAGACACUGGAGUCUGGGUUGGAAAUAACAAGAUAUGUGCAAUCGGCAUCCAUUGUGGGAGAUAUGUGACGUCUCAUGGUUUGGCUUUGAACUGCAACACUGAGUUGAGCUGGUUUGAGAACAUUGUGCCCUGUGGCAUUGUGGGAAAAGGAGUCACUUCGCUCAGUCGGGAGCUUGGACGUGAUGUUACGAUUGAAGAGGCAACUCCAGUGUUAUUAGAGGCUUUCAGUAAACAGUUCAGUUGCGCACUGACAGAAGCUCAGAGCUUUAGUGAUCACACACAACAGACUGUACAUUGAUAAAUGUUGUACCACUUAAUUGUAGGUGACAACACUAAUCAUGCAUUCUGGCCUGUUUGCAGUUUUAUACUACAGCGUCAUUAACCUUAAUAGAAGAUUAAAUGUUUUGGCAGAAUCA
Molecule: messenger RNA, 1384 nt
Organism: Colossoma macropomum (tambaqui)
Lineage: Eukaryota; Metazoa; Chordata; Actinopteri; Characiformes; Serrasalmidae
Gene: lipt2
Product: lipoyl(octanoyl) transferase 2
Exons: 3
Coding region: 568-1266 (232 amino acids)
Biological process (GO): protein lipoylation
Cellular component (GO): mitochondrion
Molecular function (GO): lipoyl(octanoyl) transferase activity
Source: RefSeq, a predicted model, not a curated record